This is a messenger RNA of Populus euphratica (Euphrates poplar), 1498 nucleotides long. Its product is annotated as probable glycosyltransferase At5g03795. The coding region runs from base 29 to 1408 and encodes 459 amino acids. Gene Ontology annotation, molecular function: glycosyltransferase activity. The record is from RefSeq and is a predicted model, not a curated record. The transcript is spliced from 4 exons. Lineage: Eukaryota; Viridiplantae; Streptophyta; Magnoliopsida; Malpighiales; Salicaceae.
AGUGUAGUCAGUCAUCCGAGAAAGGGGGAUGAAGAUGAGAAGGCCACCUAAACUGCAGCAGAAGCGAUUACUGGGAAUGCUUGUGUUAGCAGUGUUACUGUCCUGUUCUUGCAUUGCUCUUUUUGGGUUUUACAAACACCACGCUUCCCUUGCAUUAACAUCCCUUGUUGCCCCACAAAGCAUCACCUUCUAUCCAAGCCAAAACCACCACCACCGUCAAAACCCAUCUCUAAAUGCCCCACAACAGGCGGCUACCCUUUUUCCGCCACCGCCACCGCCACCGCAAACAAAUACCGUGGACUCCGUAUUGGAAACAGGGCCAUAUCAUAAUUGGGAACUGUUUUCUGCUGAUUUUCAAGAAAUGAUGCGGCAUCUAAAGAUCUUUGUGUACCCUGAUACCUUCAACAGGAGCAGCCCUUUUGCUAAGAUCUUCCUACCCCAUAAGAACCCACCGAACAAUCCAAAACUGGGUAAUUACUUCAGUGAACACAUGUUCAAGGUGUCCCUGCUUCACAGUCCACUGCUUACUGCAACCCCAGAGAAAGCCCAUUUCUUUUUCCUCCCAUUUUCAAUAAACGACCUUAGAAAUGACCCUCGAGUUUACUCCGAGGCAAAAAUCUCACAAUUUGUUGCCCAAUACACGAGUAGCAUUAGCAGCAGCUUCAGGUUUUGGAAUGCUUCAGGAGGUGCUGAUCAUUUCUAUGUUUGUUGCCAUUCUGUUGGGAGAGAGGCUCCCUCCAGGCAUCAUGGUUUGCGUAACAAUGCCAUUCAGCUUACUUGUUGUUCUAGUUACUUUCAAAGAUUCUAUCUUUCCCACAAAGAUGUGGGGCUCCCUCAAGUUUGGCCUCGCUCGGAUCAGACUGCCUUGAAUCCCCCACAUACCAGUGUUUGCUAUCUUGAUGUGAACAUCUACCGUUGCAGGCAUAGACUUGUCUACUUUGCUGGACGCGUCCAAAAUUCUCAAGUCCGGCAGCAGCUGAUAAAUUUGUGGGGAAAUGAUACUCAAUUUGACAUAUUUAAUGGGAGUCCCACAUUCCCUUAUGAAGAAGGGUUCAAGAGGAGUAAAUUCUGCCUCCACGUUAAAGGUUAUGAGGUGAACACCGCAAGGGUUAGUGAUGCCAUACACUACGGGUGCAUUCCAGUUAUAAUUUCUAAUUAUUACGACCUUCCAUUUGCUAAUGUCUUGGAUUGGAGCAAGUUUUCCGUUGUCAUCAAUCAACGAGAUAUUGCUUUCUUGAAAACAAAAUUGUUGUCUAUAAAAAGAGAGAUGUACCUGAGAAUGUAUCAUAAUCUCUGCGAAGUUAGGAGGCACUUUGUUUGGCAUACAACGCCAAGGGGCUAUCAUUCCUUUUACAUGACUGCUUAUCAGCUAUGGUUAAGGAGAAGCACUCUACGUUUAUCAUAUUAAUUUCUGCAUCUUCUUACAAUAUCCUACUCUGAAGCCUUUUCUUGUCUUAAAAAUUUGGCCUUGUGAGGUAGUGAAGGUUUGUUUUCAGCU